Symbiodinium sp. CCMP2592 is the source of this 519-nucleotide messenger RNA. Lineage: Eukaryota; Dinophyceae; Suessiales; Symbiodiniaceae. The record is from the annotation of a GenBank genome assembly.
AUGUCGUCUCAACCUUGUGCAGCCUUCGACUUGAUAACCAGCACGCGCGUACAUGGCUUUUGCACGGGGCUGAGCCUCGCCCACCGUAACGCUGAUACAUGUGAUGCCGAACCUCUGGCAAUGCUCUUCAACUUUCUCGAGGAGAAAUUUGGCGACGCCUUGCCUUUGCAUUCGCGGAACUACUGCAAGACAUACCAUCUCAACCGUCUUCUCGUCACGUCCAAUUUCGCAGGGUCUAAUUCCCACCAUUCCAACCACGGUACCGUCUCCUUGACAACCAACCCAGAAGUGCGGGACCACAGGCUCAACCCUGAGAGUCGUUUGUGCCACACGAACCUGAUUGUUGUCCUGGACCCGUAUGUGAACAACAAGAGGCCAGAAGAGCAAGGCGACCAGCGUUGUAAUGGCUGGCGGUACAGGAUACACAAUACAACCCAAAGCGACGGCGAGGCUGACCAAACCUGGCAGCGUGUAGCCACGCUCAGACAGAAUGAUGACACUUCCCGAGGCGACCACUGA